This is a messenger RNA of Panicum virgatum (switchgrass), 2103 nucleotides long. Its product is annotated as GDSL esterase/lipase At1g28600-like. The transcript has 6 exons. Bases 90 to 1409 code for a protein of 439 amino acids. NCBI's taxonomy places the organism in Eukaryota, Viridiplantae, Streptophyta, Magnoliopsida, Poales, Poaceae. Gene Ontology annotation, molecular function: hydrolase activity, acting on ester bonds. The record is from RefSeq and is a predicted model, not a curated record.
AACUUCUCGAAAAUUGGGUUCAAUUUCUUCUACGGCCGCCUCCACCUCGAACAGCGCGGACCGAGGAGACCCCCCGGGAAAGAGAGGCCAUGGCUUCCUCUGCCCCGGGGAGAGCAGGAAGAAGGGUGACCUCACCUGCGGCGGCGGCUGUUUUGCUAAUGGUACUUGCUGGGGCGGAGCCGGCGGCGGCGUGCUACCCGCGCUUGUUCAGCUUCGGGGACUCGCUGGCCGACACGGGCAACUUCCCCUUCUACUACGGCAACAACUCCGGCGAGCCCGCGCUCCGGCCGCCCUACGGCGAGACAUUCUUCCGCCGCGCCACCGGGCGCUUCUCCAACGGCCGCCUCAUCCUCGACUUCAUCGCGGACACGAUGGGGCUCCCGUUCGUGCGGCCGUACCUGAGCGGGCGGCGCGCGGAGGACUUCGCGUGCGGGGCCAACUUCGCGGUGGGCGGCGCCACGGCGCUCGGCCCGGACUUCUUCCGCGACAGGGGUUUCAACAUCGGCGACGGGAGGGUGCACCUCGAUUUGGAGAUGAAGUGGUUCCGCAACCUGCUCGACCUCCUCUGCCCCGGCGGCCGCUCCGGUUGCUUAGACAUGAUGAGCCAAUCCCUUUUCUUGGUUGGAGAAAUUGGGGGCAAUGAUUACAACCUACCUCUUCUCUCCAGAGUACCAAUUGAGAAGAUCCGCUCCUUCACACCAAGUGUUGUUGCCAAAAUUUCUUCUACAAUCACCGAAUUGAUUGGGCUAGGAGCGAAGACUCUGGUUGUUCCAGGGAACCUCCCAAUUGGCUGUGUCCCAAGAUAUCUCUCGAUUUUCAGGAGCGAUAACAAAGAAGAUUAUGAGCCAGAGAGUGGUUGUCUCAGGUGGAUGAACGAGUUCUCAGAGUACCACAACAAGCUUCUAGUAGAGGAGCUGGAGAAGCUGCGCAAACUUCAUCCUGGUGUAUCCAUCAUCUACGCUGACUAUUAUGGAGCUGCAAUGGAAAUUUUCCUUUCCCCUGAACGAUUUGGUAUCGAGGAACCUUUGGUGGCUUGCUGCGGUGGAGAAGGAAGCCACGGUGUGUCUCCAGCUGUAGCCUGUGGAUAUGGGGAAUACAAGGUGUGUGAUAACCCAGAUAAAUAUGGUUCAUGGGAUGGUUUCCAUCCAUCGGAAGCUGCAUACAAGGCCAUUGCAAUGGGCCUCCUUCGAGGAACAUACACACAACCGUCAAUUGCUUCCACCACCAGUUCGUGUCCAAAGCUUACUGAGCUAGCCUCCUCUGUUGAAUACAAGAGCCGCGGUACUGUACUGCACUUCACGGCUGUUGCCCAAGUAAUUGGUUGGGUUUUGUUUUACCUUCUUUUUUUAGUCACAGAUUACCAUUGUUCCUCUACUGCUGCUCAAGUUGUGUCUUCUUUGUCGUUUUAGAUUUUAUAUAUAUAGUACUACUAGAGAAGCGUCCUCUCUUCUGUAUAGAGCUAGAGCUAGAGCUCGCCGUUAUGAGGGGAGUAUUUAACAGCUUGCUAUCCUGAUUGGAUGAGUGGUGAACAAUUUGCCACUGUCAGUUAUUCACAUAACCCAUUAUUAUAAGGAAAGGGUACAGAUUCUUUGAUCAUCUUGGCUGGUUCAAUGGAGAUGUUAUCUAUUUCCUCCGUCCCUAAAUUUGUGAGUUUGUUGCAGGUCAAACUAUCCUAUGUGUGACCAAAUUUAUAUAACAAUAAUAUUAACAACAAACUAUCCUAAAUAUAUUAUUAAAUCUAUUUUUUGUAGUUUACUUCUUUGAUGCAGUAGAUGCCAGUACUGUUCUUUAUUUAACGGAUCAAACCUAGGAUAGUUCGACUUAGGUUAGAAUCAGAAAGAAGUACUUGUAUCGAAGUAUGACGUUGCAUUCGUUUCUGUUUCUUAUUUUCUUGUAAGUGACAAGGAAAAAUCUACGCACAGUUGCAAGCUAAUGAUUUUUUGCGAGGCAGCUACGAAGAAAGUUCAGCACCUGACAAUGCCGGGGCGUCCUCCUUUCUCUCCUAAUCGGUUAUUAGUUAUGUUCAUAAUCAGACCCAUCACUAAUAAAAGCAUGCUUGUUUUGCACUAUUCCAAUCCCAUCCAAAGUCCCCCCCCCCCACCC